CAACAACCUGCUAAAUUGUCAACACGAAACAAAAGGAUGGGAGAAUAUUUCUUCCCGAGAGCUGUGUAAAUGAAAUAAAAAAUUGAGCAGGCGGCCAAGAAAAACUUACGUAGUAUGCGUGAGGCCAUUUGAGUGUAUUGCUUCAUUACGCCCCGCACUGGCGUAGGUUAUGCAGUUUUAAAACCGUGAAGAAAUUUGAAAAUUUUGAGGAUCAGUAUUUUUUAACUUACAACUUGAGUGCUAGAGAUGUAUGAGGAACAACAAGAUUUCAACAGCAGAGGAUAUGGGUCUUAUCCAAAUGAUGGUUCACAAAGUGGUGGUUAUGGACAUAACUAUCAAAGUUAUCAUAGACAGAAUGACUCUUUAAAAGGAAAGUUGGAGCAGAAGUAUUGGAAAACCAAACAAAAAGUUCUUGAAAAGUUGAAUAAAGACCAGGAUGAAUUUGUUGUGGCUGGAGAUGCUGAAGUAGAUGCUAGACUAGAGGCCUACAGGCACAUCAAUGGAACAUGCACACAACUAAUGAUGGCAACAGAAGCUUAUCAAAAUCGAAUAUUUGCUUUGUCACAAGAUGAAAAUGAAAUGGGACGCUUCCUUCGUGAUCAAGGAGCAACAGAUAAAACAAAGGCAGGUAAAAUGAUGAUAGCUGUUGGCAAGGCUCAAAGUUAUGCUGCACAACAAAGGUUGAGCCUUAGAGUCCCUCUGGUACGUCUUUAUCAAGAGCUUGAGACUUUUCGAUUCCGAGCAGUUGCUGAUACUGCUGUGACAGUUGAGAGAAUGGAAAAGUGCAGGUCAGAUUACAGGGCUGGGUUAUUGUGGAUGGCAGAAGUUUCAAAAGAGCUGGAUCCUGAUGUGAACAAAAGGCUGGAUAAGUUUCGAGAUGUUCAAGGCCAAGUGAAAGACAACAGGAAAAAAUUUGAAAAGCUUAAAGCUGAUGUGUGUCAAAAGAUUGAUUUGUUGUCUGCCAGCCGCUGCAAUCUUUUGUCAGCUACACUGGCAGCAUAUCAACAGUGUAUGUUGAAAUUCCUUGAACACACAUCAAAGUCAUAUCAAUCAGUUUUAGAGCAAUUUAAAGGCCACCCAUCGUAUCAGUUUACUAUAUUAAGGCAUAUUAUACCAAAUAAUGGUAUUGCAGACGAUGAAGAGGAUGAUAUUAAGCCAGGGAAGAGAAGGUCUAUGGAAAUCGAAAAGGGUCAAGAGGUAGAAGAAAAUGGUGAUGCUGCUGGGGAGGGGAACCAAGAAACCCAAAGAUAUGACGCCCCUAAUGAUGACGAUGAUGACAAAUUGAUUUCAUUCGACACUUCCGUCAAUGAUGAGGCUCGAGAACAAGAGCCUGACGUUGAUGAACAAACUGCAGAAGAAACACAGAAAGAUCAAGAUCUUCUUGGGAUAUUUGAUGCUCCACAAAACGGAGGCGAACAGAGUCAUGAUCAUUACAGUGCCUUUGAGUCUUCAGAAAAUGCCAAGGGAAUCAGAGAAUUUGAAGACUUGCUUGGUGGUUUGGAUCAGACUGUACAGAAUGAUUUUAAAAUGAGCAUGGCAGUGGAAAAAGAAAACCGUGACAUUCUGGCUGAGCAAACGAAAGAGUUAGAUGAUCAGGCAAUCAGUGCCAAGAACUCUGUUGAUGAUCUGCUGUUUGGAUCGACGGAGGCUGGUCAGAAUCAAGGAAGUAAAAGUGAUAUUGAUCUGUUGAGUGACGUGCUUGGCUCUACCACAUUCAAUGAAAAGGCCUACUUGUCAGAAGAUCAGUCCGGGUUUUCAAAACAAUGGCAGGAUAUGUUUGGGCAGCAGCCGGUGGAAAACACCAAGCCACCAACGGAUAUGCUGUUGGAAGGUGAUCUGGAAACAGAAACAGCAGGAAAUAUGUAUAUGCCAUCAUUUCUUAUGGAGCAGAUGAGACAAGCGGACCCUAUUGCAGCACAGAGCGGUGCACCAAAAGGAAACAGUGCAGCCAAGGAAUCAAGUGACAAAAGCAAGGGAAAGACUCCGAAGCCAAAGAAAGGACAAGAUAUGUCAGCAUGGUUUAAUCUGUUUUCAGAUUUAGAUCCACUUGCAAAUCCGGAUGCGAUCGGAAAAGGCAAGGAUGCUGAUCAAGAGAGGUCUUGCUAAUUCAAUUCGAAAAAUUUUUCUUUGAGAAAGCAAAUUUGAUUUUUACGUUUAGAAUUUGAGAUUUAUAAUCAAAAGCCAAAAUGAGCCAAAAACUGUAGAAAUUUCUGUGUAGAUGCAGGGGCAUAGCUAUGUAGAAUGCAGUAGAGAAUUCUAGCGUGGAACGAGAAUUAUCCCCCCCCCCCUCAACUUGGAAUUUAGACAGCACUAUCCUUAGAGAGAAAAAGGUCUCAUUUACAGUGUUAAUGUUUCAUUUAUGCCGACAAAUCAGCUGGUAUGGCUGGUUAUUGGACACAUUCUGAGUAGUUUUAAGAAGUGAAGACGCAGAUGGCCAUCUAAAUGAAAAUAUCGUGUCUUAUUCUGAAAUACCAGGAAUAAAUCUAAUGUUCCAAACCGAUGUCUCAUUGUAAGGAACUUUGAUGCCAUUCUGUUAAUGAAAGACAUUUUAUCAUCUCGUUUUUUUGCCGUUUUCACACUCGUUGUUAUCAGAAUAUCCCUAGAUAAUUUUAGUGUAGAAAGUAUUAAAUGUUGCCUGCUACUUUCGCUUUUAUUUUCGAUAAUGUGGUAUAUAUUUCCCACCUUUCAAGGUGAAAUAAAUCGUCCUUGCAUAGUGUGGGUAACACGAGGUUUCCUCUAUCCGCUUUAUAGCCUACCGUUUUAUCUCUAAAGAUCUUCAUUAUAGUUAACAAUUUUCGUUUUAUUUAGAAGAUAUCGCCUAUUGUUAUUGACAUUUGUUGUCCCAAGGUAAAUACCAGGCUUCAAGUUGAUAACAACAACAGCUUCAUCGUAUUUGUAAGAUAAUAUUUAUUAAAUAAAAUAUCGUGUCAUACAAUCUUGCUCUCGUGCCAUUUAUAA
This is a messenger RNA of Rhopilema esculentum, 2958 nucleotides long. Its product is annotated as islet cell autoantigen 1. The record is from RefSeq and is a predicted model, not a curated record. Gene Ontology annotation, molecular function: protein domain specific binding. Gene Ontology annotation, cellular component: Golgi apparatus. NCBI's taxonomy places the organism in Eukaryota, Metazoa, Cnidaria, Scyphozoa, Rhizostomeae, Rhizostomatidae. Gene Ontology annotation, biological process: regulation of transport.